CUGAGCAACUCUUUUCCUAUCUCUGCGAACACUAGGGGCUCUCGCAUUCUGUCCGGCUCAGCUCUUUUUCGGGAUUUUUUUGCUGGAAACAAAUGUGCAGUUAAUUAUCAUAUGUAUAAGUCAGUUUCAGGAAGGGGGCUGUACAUGGAAAUCCCAUGUGAGCCAAGAGCAGGCAGUUAUUUUAGGGGGUGGAAAUAAAAGUGCAGAAAGGCAGCGGGCGAGCAGCACAGGCAGAGAGAAGCCUGAACUGACUGAGCCUUUGUGCAACAGGCUGCCAGCGCUUUGUAUCAGCACUCACUCCCCCCUUUCAUUGACAACUUGCAACCCGACACACAGGACUGCGGCACAACUUCGAAUCAUCUUCCCACGGUAACGAAUCGCAGCGAGCUGGAAACUUUCCUGCGACUCGGACUGACUUGUGAAAAGUUGGGAGGCUGAAGGACUUUGCUCCGCAGAGAGGGAUUGGUGGUUACAACAACAUCUAGGGACAAAAGUCACUGAGCUGUGCGCAACCCUGGGCAGCCUGGAUCUAAAGAAAAUCGUCUCUAGCUGCUCGUCUAGCAUGCAGAACUACAAGUAUGACAAAGCCAUGGGCCCCGACAGCAGGAACGGGGGCACCGCAGCACUAAACAACAACAAUGGCACCAGCAACUGCAGGAAAGUCCUGCUCAUAUUCCUGGAUGUCUUCUGUCUCGUAGUGGCAUGCCUGCCAGCAGUGGUGCUGAAUAAAUGUGCUGUCAUGCCCUACCAGCGGGGCUUUUUCUGCAGUGAUGAAAGCAUCAGAUAUGAAAUAAAGAAAAACACUGUAUCUGUUCCGCUGCUUCUUACAGUGGGGGUGUUGGUGGCAUUAGUCACUAUAAUAGUGGGAGAAUUCUUCCGAAUCCACUACUUAAAAGAAAGACCUCGCUCCUUCAUCCAGAAUCCUUAUGUGGCUGCCCUGUACAAGCAAGUCGGAUGCUUUGCCUUUGGCUGUUCUGUUAGUCAGUCCUUCACGGACAUUGCCAAAGUGGCUAUUGGGCGGUUGCGCCCACAUUUCCUGAAUGUCUGUGAUCCAGACUUCAGUACAAUCAACUGCAGCUUGGGUUACAUUGAAAAUUAUGUAUGCAGAGGGCCUCCAAACAAAGUCAUGGAAGCCAGAAAAUCAUUUUUCUCCGGCCAUGCUUCAUUUUCUAUGUACACCAUGCUGUACUUGGUGUUCUAUCUACAAUCACGGUUUACUUGGAAAGGAGCUCGUCUGUUGCGCCCCCUCCUGCAGUUCACCCUGCUCAUGAUGGCAUUCUACACAGGACUGUCCCGCGUUUCUGACCACAAGCAUCACCCCUCUGAUGUGCUAGCAGGUUUUGUGCAAGGAGCCCUGGUUGCUUACUGCAUAGUGUUUUAUGUAUCGGAUCUCUUCAAAACACCAAAGAAGAGCUGCACUCCUACUACAAUCAAGAAGGAAAUCCUCUCACCUGUGGAUAUCAUUGAGAGAAAUAUUGUAUAAAAACCACAACCCAGUUGCAAAUUGACUUCUGACAGUGAAUACAACUACCUGCUGCUCUCAAAUCUCAUCAGACAGUAGAAUGUAGGGAAAGACUUUUUUUUUACCCAACCAGAAGAGCAAAAUGCCCACUAUGAGGCCUUUAGAUUGCAACUUUGCAUGAGACACGUGAUGGUCAACUAAAUCUAGAUGCAAAGCAAUGGGAAACAUGGGUUGCAAUUCAGGAUGUGCAAUUGGUUUUUACAUGUUCAUGUUAUAAUGAACAGGGUUUAGUUCAUAUGUUUAUGAACGCCACACAUUUUAAUGUAAAGGGAGUCAUCUUGGAAUCUUCAUUUCUUGGCUUAUAGGAAAGCUCAAAACAAACCACAGCACUAUAUAUUUAGAAAAAGUAGCACUGAUUAGGAUCAGGAUGUCUUCCUAUGGAGUCGCCUUAUCCUUCAUGUCAUUGACCUUUCCAUGCUGAUUAUUUUGCCAGUGUUAUGUAGGGGUGGUUGGCAAUAUCAGAGGGUUCUCGCUGUGCAUUUUGUGCAAAGAAAAUAAAUAUGAAACAUCUACAUUUUGUAAUAAUCUAUAAUGAAAGAUACAGCCAAGCCAGAUAUUCCCCUGAGGAUGUUUAAAAUGAACGUCUGUCCUGUGAAUUUUAUUUGACACUGAACCCAGCAGGAAGGAACAAGACCUUCCAAAAGGAUUACGCAACCUCGGGUUUUUAGAGUUCCUUCAAAGCAGGAAUAACGAUAAUGGUCUGUCUUGCUUGAGAUUUUAGCACUAUGAACUUUGGGGUUGAUACCCAGUGAAUAUUAAUACAAAGGAUUUGAUAUGGUCUGCUGGUCAGAACAUCCAAAUUCCAAAAUCUGUUGUAGUCUGUGCAGUCUCUUCUUUCAAUUAAGGGUUCUUUAAAGAAGCCAUAGCAUUUCAUGAAAUAAGCAUCCAUUUUUCAUACCGUUCAUUUUCCACUCACCAAGAUACCAGUUUUUAAUUAAAUAAACAAAUUUUAAAGGGCUAUAUUGAAAAGGGAUUACGAAAACAGUAUAAACUGACCAUUUGCACAUCCUUUUACUAGAGAAUCCGUCCAAUCAUUUCAAGUAUAGCAAGCUAUGAUUUUUUUUAUAUAUAAAUAUUAUAUAAAUAUUGUACAAAGCAUUAAAAUUUAACUAUGUAAAAUAUUAUUUCUGAAAACAAUUUUAGAUAUAUCCACUAUGAUCAUAAACUGUGUCUUGACCUGUGUUACGUUGCUGCUUAAAGCACCAGUUUAAUUUUUGUAUAGUCAACUAAAAUAUUGUAGAUCUGUGGUAGUAAUUUCACUAUUAAAAACUACAACUAGAGACAAUUGUAUAAAUGCUAUAAAUUGUCAGUAUUUUUGUAAUGUUUAAUUUUGUAAAAAAGAAUAUUAUUCAAAUACUUUUGUAGAAUGCAAAAUUAAUUUUUUUUUGCAGAAAUCGCUGUACAAGGAUGCUUUUUUAAAAUAAAAGCUCAUAUUGUUUAAUAGUUCUA
Xenopus laevis (African clawed frog) is the source of this 2971-nucleotide messenger RNA. It is a transcript of the gene plpp3.L, whose product is annotated as phospholipid phosphatase 3 L homeolog. NCBI's taxonomy places the organism in Eukaryota, Metazoa, Chordata, Amphibia, Anura, Pipidae. Gene Ontology annotation, biological process: cell-cell adhesion; phospholipid dephosphorylation; signal transduction. The transcript has 6 exons. Gene Ontology annotation, cellular component: basolateral plasma membrane; membrane; endoplasmic reticulum membrane. Gene Ontology annotation, molecular function: phosphatidate phosphatase activity; sphingosine-1-phosphate phosphatase activity. The record is from RefSeq and is a predicted model, not a curated record. Bases 563 to 1483 code for a protein of 306 amino acids.